AUGUACUCCGCCUGCCCCUCCGCGCGCUCCUCGCGCUCCGGCGGCUCGCUCGCCGCCGAGGACGGCUCCGCGGGCCCGCCGCCGCGCCGCCGCAGCGCCUCCUGCCGCAACCUGCGCGACUUCAGCUUCGACGACGCCGGCCGCGCCAAGCGCUCGCACGCGCGCAGCGCGCUCGCCUCGCUCGACUCCUACCACGCCACGCGCCGCGUCGACUCGCCCGUCACGCGCUACGACGACGCGCGCCUGCUCGCCUUCGCCUUCGGCCGCGGCUCGCUCGACUCGCAGCGCGAGCUCAUCGGCCGCGCCUACUCGUCCUCGUUCCCCGGCGCCGGCGGCGAGCCGCGGCCCGAGCAGCCCGCCUUCCCGCGCGCCGGCUCGCAGGACGACGUCUCGCACGACAGCUACGAGGUCAUCGAGCGCUCCGACGACGAGUCCGAGCACCGCCGCUACGCGCGCGUGCGGCCGCGCUCCGACGCGCUGCGCACGCGCUCGUGCUCGCUGGACUCGGGCAACGACCUGCCGUCCGACGACGACCGCUCGCUGUCGCACCUGUCCGAGUGCGACGACCGCGAGCCCGAGCUGGACGCCGGCGUGGGUAAGUACCGGAGCGACGACGACCUGCCGCUCGACCCGUUCCUCAUCGACGACCCGCGCGUGUUGCCGCGCGAGAAGCUCUCGGUCCGCUCCGACGGCAGCUUCUACAAGGAGAUCAAGCGAGCGCUCGGCUCGCGGACGUCCAGCCAGGAGUCGAGGAGCGAAAUUUACGAUUCGAAGUUAUCGAAGAGCAGCGCGGAAUCCAGCAAGAAAUCUCGCGACAGCGUUUACCAUACGGACAGUAAGAAAUCUCGCGAAACGCUCAAAAGUAAGAGCUCCGACCGCUCCGGCUCGAGGACGUCGAGUCAAGACUCGAAAUCGGAUUACUACGAUUGUAAAAAGAAUUUAUACGAACCCGACGAGAUAGGGCUGCGUCGGCGUAGCAUUACGAGUGUCCAGAACGCGUACAUCGAUCCGUUCGAGCCGAUAUCGCCGUCUUCUAGUCCCGAUUCUGCUAAAGAUUUCUAUGACACGCAGUCUACGUUCAUAGGCAUGGAGAAACCCGAGUACGGUGAAAAUGUUAGGACCUUAUUUGAUAAGUCGCACGAGGAUUUGAUAGCUAAUCUCAUUAACUCGCCUAAUUACUAUCACAUACCUACUCCGUACUCGACGUUUCCCAGCAACACCAAGCACAAGGAACCGAGUCCGAUGCAUUCUGCUAGUUUGCAAAAUGUGGAAUUGGACUCGUACGCUCACUAUUCAGACAUAAGUCCUCCUAAGAAAGUAGAUGAAAUAUCUACUGAGGAGGAGGAAAUGCAUCCACAAACUACACACAUAUGGCCCGAGAAAAUAGCUGGCCUCGAUACAGAAAUCGAAAGUAGUAGAGCGGCAAAAAUGCAUAGCUAUCAAAGACGUCGCUCUUCUGACACUGUGUUCAGUUUCGACAAAGAAAAGAUAGAAUCUCUCACACGUUCGACGAGCAAAGAGAAUGCUCCAAAUUCUCACCUCUACACGAAAAACAAAGUAAAUAAAGCCGCCUUACAGUCCGGUACUCCACCGAUACUGCAGUCAGAGUUUGAUAAAAAUAUGCGAGGGAAAGUCCACACUCACAUGGUGCGGAAAGAAAGCUUGAAAGAGGAAUUGAUGGCAAAAACACACUUUGAUGAAUAUAAUCCGAAGCUUAUUCUGGAUACUAGCUCCAGUAGCCGUUUGGCGGACACCGCUGUUCCAUACACCCACCCUACUGUGGAAAGGACUAAAAGUGAUCCGAAUAGUCUUGCCAAUCGGCCGCGCUUCAGUAGUGUCAAUUCACGUAGACACGUCUUGAUGCAUCAAAAGUCAAUCGAUUUAACUCCAGCAGAAUCAAGUGACGAAGACUACAUAUUCCGUCAGAUUCCUAGCGCUCCACCGAUCGCAACUAAACGGUCUCACUUUGAGUUGCCUUCAAGGCUCCCAGAUCAUGUGCGUCCACCUUUCGAUUUACCAAAGAAUUACUUUAAAGAAUUCGACGCGUUCAAAGCUGGAUUCAAAGAUAACAAAAAGGUUGUCGAUGACGGUUAUGACAUACCAUACGUGUUGCAUAAAAGGCACGUUAUGAAUGGAACGGCCCCGUCUCCAAACGACGACAAGCACGAUCAUCCGAAGUCACCACGGUCUCCAAAGUCACCGAAGUCGCCUAAAUCUCCAAAAUCACCAAAGUCGCCCAAAUCCCCGAAAUCGCCAAAGUCGCCCAAAUCGCCGAAAUCACCAAGAAACAGUAUUCAAGUUGAACAUAGUUCCAAAUUCUUGGAAGUUGAGAGUCGUGACUUCCUGUUCACGCAAAAUAUAGACUUGUCUAAGGUGGAUCCGAUUACAUUAGAAGUCGAUAAGAGUGGACAGAUGCAACACAUGCCGAGUCCUAAGCGGGAUAUCACUAAAAAUCUUGAUCCGGUUUUGCUUGAAACUCUGAAUUCUAAACUCAGCCAGAUAGAAAGCGACUCGGCUACGAGCUCCAAAACUGACAGCAUCAGACAGGAACCUCAGUAUCCACAUGAUAUUAAGUUCACUAUUAACGGUCGUAACGUGCAACAACCGCCAAUAGGUAAAGAACAAAAGUCAAUGACAGCUGCGGAAAAACUUCGCGCUGAUAUCAAAUUAAAAUCUGAAAAACUGCCUCCAAAGAGAGGUCCAAAAGGUCGAGGUACUGGGAAAAAGGGGACCGGUGGUAAAAUAAAAACGAAGAAUAGUAAUAAGAUUCGAAUUACGUCUUUUUCAUCUGACGAUGAGAGUGUGGAUUCAGAUGAUGUUUUCGGUACAACUGAAGCUGCUCCAAAAUUGGAGUUUUCACCCCCGCAAUCUCGAAAAGAGUUAGAACCUAUACUUCAGCAUGAGUAUGAUAAAAUUACAUCGGGAGCAUGGCAUCGUGGUCAAACUAUGAGUUCGACUGAGAUAGAAGGGUCACCGCCUCAGUGUCGUAAAUUAGUAGAACUUGAAGCUAAAUAUAAUCCUCAGAUACUUGACAGUGUCAGUGGGAAUGCGACCGAGUUGCGACGUAUAUCUGAACGUUCAAUUUCAAUUCCGAGCUCCGAAGAUGAUGUUGCAAUUAAAAAUGUUCCAGAAAUUAAACAAGUCAGUAAAGAGAGUUCUACAUGGGAGUAUAACGAUAACAUCCCCUCUCCAAUAUUAGAGAGUACUGAAUUUCUCAAAUCAGAUGAUGAACAUUUAGCUGACAUGGAAAUUCAGAAAGUUACUGGGAUACGUACACAAUCGGAAGAGAAGAGCGAAGCUUCAAAAGAUGACAAGAAAGAUAAGCUUGAUAUCAAAAAGAGUUUACGCGAUGAAUUGAUUUCGCCGAUGCUACGUAAACCUGGCGGAACACCUAUUCUUUUCGCACAUGCUCGGUUGAACUUAUCAGAGGGCUCAGUAUUUUCUUUGCAAAGACAAAAAGCAACUCAGAAUUCUCCAACAGCUAGUCGCAGAGCUAAAAGCUUGGACACGCCUGUCAUUCAAUUACACAGGCUCCCGCCUAUGAACGCGUUUUCUUCUAAAGAUGAUACCGUUGAAGAUAUAAACGAAGAAGGUGAAAUACUGGAAGAAAAACCUCUGAUCGACGACAAAAACAAAAUUCCAACUGUGAAAAAAGAUACAAUUGAAAAGAUUGAAGAAGUUGAAGAAGAGUCUCAGCAAGCAGAGCAAGCUGAAGAAAUGAAAUCUGUUGUUAUAGAUCAGGAAGAGUUGCAACUGUUAGAAGAUUUAGUAGCUCAGCGACGGCCGAGGUCUUUCAAACGUAGAUAUGAUCUCACUAAAUUGGCAUCUCAAGCCAAGUCACCGUCUCGAUCGCCAAUGAGUAAAUCGCCUUUAUCGAGAUCACCGAUAUCUAAAUCGCCUUCAAGAUCUCCAACGUCUUCUUUGAACUCACCUAGAGGAAGUAUUAGGAAAUUAUCAGACCUUAGUGAAGAUCAGAUAGUGCCCGAUAUUGAGAGAAUUAAGCGUAAAGAAAAGAAGAAACUUACUCUCAAGCCUAAACCAGAUGAGAAAUCUAAAGGCACAAGCAAAUUAAAUAAGGGAGGUUCACUAGAUACUAAUGCCACGAAAGUUAAAGCUUUACAAACGCAAAAAUCUUUGCCUUCAUCACUCAAAGAACGACCUGACUUUUUGACUGUGCCUCCUCUUGAUAUUGCGCGUGCCAAGAGUCAAGAGCUGGAACAAAUCUCAAAGAAAGUUUCCAGAGAGAAAUCGAAGUCGUUAGAAAAAAUGGACAUAAAACGAGGAGGUAGCAAAGAAAGAACUAAAUCUCAAGAAGACAGUGACACUGAAAUUGCCAAACGAAAGGAGAAGCAGCAAAUGCUCUUUGAAGCGGCUUUAAAACAGACGAAAACACUUAUAAGUCCAGUUAAAGAUACUAUGCCGCCAUUCCCACCACCAGAAGACAAAAUUCUGGUCAAGACCGAAGGGGACAAAAUAAUAAUUGAAACAAAAAUUAAUAGCAAGGCUGAAGACCACGUUUUUAUUGCAAAAUCACCUAAAAAGCUCGACAAUAAAUUAACUGGCAAGAUCAGCAGAAGCUUUGAAGAUCAAAAGACAUCUAAAACUAAUAACAAAAUAAAUAAGAGUAUGGAUGAUAAAACAAGCCAAUCUCUAGAAGAUAAGUUUGAUGAUCUAGCUGCCUUGCAAAAAUCACCGAAAACUUUAUCUAAAAAGCAAGAAAUAAAGCAACAAAUUGAGGGUAAAGUUGUUUAUCAGAAAAUGUCCCCGAGUGCCAAGUCUAAGAGCUUAGACAGAAAGGCUGAAAUACAUCUCGAUUCAAAAACAAAGUCGAAAAGUUUGGAUAGAAAUUAUGUUACGCCUACAUCGGCUUUGGUAGAAGGUUCAGACAAGCAUUUCAAACAGGAAACUGUUAAAGUUGAUGUUCAUCCUGUAGUACAAGAAGAAGUUGAAAAAGAAAAGGCAAUCGAGCAAGAAACUAAAGAUGUUUCUCCGUCUCAUAGCUACAAAGAAAGAACAGAAGAUGAUUCGUCUAUGGAAUGGAUGACUAAUUCGCAAAAUACUGUUAUUGAAAAUGAUACACAGACCGUUAUUAUAGAACGCCGUAAAAUGGAUAUUUACAAUAAGCAGAGAGAAUUGCAGGAAAGUAGAAGUAAUCAGGAUGUUCAUGAACUGGUCAAGUCAGAAAGAAAACCAGAAGUCGCUCGUUUGACCAGUGAAGAGGAAUCGUUGACUGAGGUAAGCGAACUCAAAAUGUCUGACGAAAGCAAUAUGUUAGGUAUAUCUUUACCUUAUAUCGACGCUGAUAGUUCGUCUGAUCAAGAUCAGGGAUCGAAAAAGGAUAAGAAAACUAAGUUAUCGCGCGGCCGCAGUGACGACACUGGGUCCUGGGUAGAUUAUGAGGAGUAUACUGCUGAAACUGAUUUGGCUUUGUCUGACACUAGUAACAAAACCGGCAAAGGCCGAAAAGCUCUUGAUACCCAAGGCACGUUUGAUGAAUCUUCCGCAAGCUUAGUGGAGUUCUUGAAACAAGAAUCGAUGUCACAAGUGUUUUCUGAAAGUGAAACCGACCGUGAAGGUAAAGUAUACAGAGAUCCGUCAAAAACUACAGACCUGACUCUCAAAUGGAAAAAUAAAAAUAAAAUUAUUGUCACUCCGCCGCAAGAAAACAGCCCUACUAUUGAGAAUAUACCGUUUAUAGAUUCGAGCACUUCAAAAUCAACUAAUAAAUCUGAAUCUGGUGAACAUACUGGUAGUUCUGGUAGCGAUAAGUCUCCCACUGAGCAAAAACCGGAUCAGAAAGCUCUACUUACAGCUAAAUUAAGGCGCAAUGAGUUAUUAAAACUAAGCGCUGAACGCUCAAGAAGCUCGGAGUCUACUUCUUGGACCAGUAUUGAGAAAGACGUGAGUCCUUCCAGCGCCAAUAUUAAAGGAAGCUCCAUUGAUGAUGAAUCCAGUGUGAGCUGUUCUAUUGCUAGACCGUUGGGGAUAUCACAAGAUAUAGAAAAAUUAAAUAAGAAAGACAGGGAAUGCUUGGAAGAAUUGAAGCAAGCCAUGGAAUACGGCGAAGAACACUUAUUGUCGCAACAUACGUUAUCCAGUGAUCAUUCCAAAUCAAAUUCAAAAUCACCAUCACCAAUACCAGAACUUACACGUAUUGAAAGUCCUCGAAGCCCAUCUAAAUAUGGCGCAAGAAAGUCGCCGACUCCUACCUUGGAAAAACAAGGGCAGGUUGAUUCACAAAAGGCACCAACUGAUUCAGAUUCUAGUUCUGAGAGCAUCGAUAAAACUGUCGAACGAUUAUCUCGACCGAGAAAAAGUGGAUUGGAUAAAAUAGGAAAGUGUGUAAUUGAGGAAUCUGAGUCAAGUCAGUCGGCUGCUUCUAAAACAUCGGACUUGAAAAAAGAGUUGCAAAAGACAGUAAAGAAAACUAAAAUUGCCAUCACAAUAUCACAAGAAGAUCAAAACACGACUAUCGACUUUGAUGAUGAUGGCAAUGUCAUAACUUCGUCAUUUGAACGCGAAUUGAUGAAGAAAAGAUCCCUUAAAGAUACUGAUCAAAAAAGUUCAUCCAAAUCCAGUAUGGAUACGACAACAACGACAACUCCAUCGAAAGGAUCGCUUAGCGUUGAUGACUCGUCUUCAAGAAGAAGACGACUUGACGAUCAAAAAAGUUCUUCUAAAUCUAGUAUGGAUUCAAGGGGCUCUCUCAGCGUGGAAUCACGAGGAUCGUUUGAAACUACAGAAUCUACAUCUGGUUCACUGGGCGAGGCUUAUCGUCGUGGUGAAGAAUUGAAACCAACAUGGCGGCCAUUCUUUGGUGCUUCGGGAAGUGAGAAUAGUACAAGUAUAGAAGAAGCAUGGAUACCGCAAGACCACGAAGGUUAUGAAAGCAUGGCUCUAAACAAAGAAGUAUUCGAUCAGAGGUUACUUGAUGACUUCCAAACAUUUUCGAAAAAUCCGCCUCUAUCGUCCAAUACUUCUAAAGAUUCUACAGAAGCUGAUUUUACUGACGAUCUUAAUGAUUUUCCAGUGAAUUUCUUGUAUCCUGCUACUUCUUCUACAUCAUCUGAUGUAGUUAUUGGGUAUGGCCAAAACUUUGGUCGCACGUUAUCCAGAAUUUCUGAGCGUAGUACUGCGUCUGAAAAAACUAGUGCGGAUGAAGAUUCGACGAAAGCUUGCUCUCGGUCUGAAAGUAUAAACGAGGAAUCGCUGAAUUCUAGCGACCAUCAAGCUAGUUUGAGUUCUGAUCCUCCAAGCAAUGCUAAUGUUGCGUAUAUCUCGGAUACUGAUAGAAGAACAUCAGCAGAAAUGCCUGACAUUCCAAUAGAUCAAACGAAAAUAAGUGAGAUGUACGCUGAAACCAAGAAAGACGUAAAUAAAGACUCUUUGGAGCCCAAAAAAGAGUCAAAAACUUCUCAUAAACCGCCAACUAAGCAGUCAUCUGCAAGUGAGAGUCAAGAUUCAGAAGAUUGGCCUCUCCCUGAGUUGCCUCCACAGGUUGCUAUCAAGCACGGUAGUGAUGGCAGGCGUGACUCCGGCAGUGAGCAUUGGCCACCUCUGCCGCCGAACUUAUUGGAUACACCUAUUAUUGAAAAAGUACAUAUUUAUUACAUGAGUAAUGAACCAGAGCAGGCUACCAAGGUCAUAUUACAGUCUGAAAGCUCCAAGGGUCAUAUAGGAUCUGAUGAUGAUAGUGAUACUUUGAAUAACGAUGAUGAUUUAGAAAAAGAUAUUCCGGAAUCAAAAUCUGAAAAGUCAACCGAACACAGUGAUUUAUCUUCACCGAAAAAUAUUAAAGUCAUACCUUACGACCAGUCCAGUUACAUGGUGGAACCUUUAGACAAGCAUGAUGAAUCGGCGUGUCAUAAAGGGGUAGUGCCAAAUUAUGAUAAGUCUUGCUUGAGUGGAACCAUCAGCAAAGCAACUUGUCUUAUGGGAGAUAUGGGGGCUUGUUGCACGCGUUCCGAGCAUAAAUCGUUCGCCAUAAAGAGUAACUUGGAAGAUAAAGUUAUCAUAAAUCAACCACAAAAGUCUCCCACAAAUCAUAGUCCUAUUUUCGAAGACGAUCAUUUAUAUGCUGAUGACGUUUUCGGAGGCGACAGUAAGUCGCUAUCGCCCGAUUUUGAUAAAGGCUUCUCACAACUUGGUACUCAAAAGUACUCAUACGGCUCAAAUAAUUCUGAUACAUCUAUUGAUGAUUUGCUAUCACAAUCGCAAACGAAUGCCGACGACACAGUACGGGCCGUGACUAAACUUAGUACUGGUAGCGCUGGCACCUGUAAAAGAUGUAGUCAUAGUAGUCAUUCGGAGGAAGAAACCAGUUCGUUUGGUACUGAUUUAGAUGGGACUGUAAAAAUAGGUUUGCCUCCAAAGAAAUGCACUCAUAGCUCCCAUUCAGAAGAUACUUCUAUAUGUCUAAGCAUAUCAGAGUGGUCCACUGGAACUAACACUGUUCGCCAAUACGCGAAUCUUUCAGCUUCAGAGAGUAUUUCAGCUGUAUCCGUUCCUAAAAGUGAGAAAUCUGAAAAUGUUUCUGGUAAAGUGUACACAUCUUCUCGUGCGAGCAAAAAAUCUGAACAAAAGCCGAAAAUCAGUUCUCAAGGUGAAAUGAGUUCCAAAAGCAGCAGUUUAGAUAAAAGCUCUGAAAACAUAAAGUAUGAUAAAUUGUGUAGCUCGGAAACAACUAUAUCAAGAAAAGGGAUAGACAGUAGUUCAGGGACCAAGAGUGACAGCACUCUAACACUGGCUCAAUCCAUAUCAGAUUGGUCAGCUAGCACCAGUCAUACACUUGUCGCGACAGCUCGUGAAGAUCAGCAUGAAAAUGAUAACACUAAAUCUGACCAUACUAUUAUAUCUGAAGUCGUACCAAAUAUUGAGGAACCAGUCGACGAAGAAAUCCCAGUAAUUAAAGAGCCAUCGCCUACGAAAGAAAUGUUUGAAACGAAGGAACCAGUUCUUAGACUUACUGCUUCAUACACUGGUAAGACUGAAAAAUCUUCUUCAAUUAGUUACAGUGAUAAGUCUGAUAAAUCAAGUUCAAGCUCACUGAGUAGUUUACAGAAACAUACAAACGGUGUGCUUCGCUUUGACCAAAGGCUCAAGGGUUUCCAAACAGGCCAAAAUGGAGAUCGUUAUCAGAAAGCACCACCGAAAAGUAUGAGCUACGAAGAACAGGGCCACAGAUAUAUGAAACCAACAGUACGUUGUCAAAGUGAGGAUAGUGGUUUCAAACCUUACGUAGUAGCUCCUCAACCUGAGCUCGACAUCGACAUGCCAUCUCAACUUUACAGCCAGGAAGAAAAGCACAGUGAGCGGUAUCAAAGUCAGGAAUUUUCGAAUAUAAUACGAGAAGAUGGCAAUCACUUCAUGAGGUCCGACUAUAAGCCCUUAGCCAAACAUGCUAGCUAUGACGAUAAAACUUUAUCGAAAAACCAAAUAAAGGAAUAUAAGACCUCGGCACAAUAUCGCAGUAAGCCGAAGAGUUGGUCUUUCCAUGAACAUUACCUAGCAUCGUCUGAGUUGCCAAUGAUAUCAGUACCAGAGUUGCCUUCUAUUCACAGGGAAGUACAAGAGAAAAAGUCUGGCGAAAGAUCUGGAAAGACACCUCUUUCCCGCUGUUCGCCUUAUUAUUCUAGUAGCUUAAGCUCUGAGUCACCUCCAAUACAGCCUCUGAAAACACCAGUCAAGAAAUCGCUUUUGGUCAGAAAUAUUUCCCUAAAAAGCCCUCCGAGUGGCAACGAUACUGAUAGCUCUUUAGAUGUCAUAAGAGAUCCCAGAGAAAGAAUGAGAACGUUCCGACGCAAGAAGCAGGUUACGAGUGCCAGGAAGAGACAGGAGAAAAUACAAGAUGUGUUGGAGGAAGAUUCGACUAAAAGUCAAUGUUCUUCGGAAAGUGACAAAUUCCACGGUGGACAGUAUUUGGCUGUCGAAGAUACGCUACGGCGUAUGGAGAGUUCCGAGUGUUCUGAUAGCUAUGUGCCAGAAGUGGAAUCUGGUUCCUCAGAAGUUUCAAAAGAUUCCAAGAACUAUGAUGUACAAGAAUGUGUUAGUUAUUCUGAAGAUGAGGGCCAAGCCGAAUACGCAAAAUACAAAAGUGCCAACUAUGAGGCUCAACAGUUUCCUAUCAGUAUAACGCCAGUUCAGUUCCAAGGUUUCGGUUCUUCGGCUGAUGAGGAUGAAAUGGGUUUCCCGCGAUUUGACAGAUUGGGUCGCCUGCGUCAUCCUUACCUCGAUUCCCAGGAACCGCCUUACGUACCGGAGGAUAGCCCGCCCAGAGUUUCUUAUUCGAAUAAAAGCAGCCGUCAGUCAUCCCUGAAGAGGACCAAGUCUACCGGCUACCGUCAACCUGAAGAGUUGGGCGAACCUUCGGGUCAGCAUCAACCCCGUGUUUACUACGAUGAACAAAGCGACCGGGACGAUUCUGACGAUUACGCUUACCCGAUCGAUACGAUAAAAAGAGCUCCGAAAAUGUCUAAAUCUGGCAGCUAUCUCUUCGAGCGUGGAGAGUCUGUAGCGUAUUCUGACUCGGAGUUGCCGCACGACAAAGACGAGUACGAGGAGUACCGCGGCAGCCCGUACCCGGAGCACUACGAGGAGGUGGACAUGUUCCAGACGCAGGAGUGCUACCCGCAGUACGAGCACGAGCUGGAGCGCCGCGAGGGCGACGAGGAGCACUACACCCGAGACCUGGACCAACGUUUCAGUUUGAACAAUGUUGAGAGGUUUUACUCUAGCCACUACGUAGACUCGCAAGCUUCCAGCGAUAGCCCGGAGCAGAAGUUCGACGUGUCAACGCUGCCGCCGCCGCUCUGCUCCGACGACGAGCACGAAUAAACGCACUGAAGCAAUCUUAGCUUGAUCGAUUAGUUUGUCGAUGUCACCCUCGUCUUGGAUGAUCGUAUGUGUGCAAGCGUCCCACUUAUGCGUUUCGAUUUUGAAUUCUAACUAACGCGUUUAAUUGUUACAUUGAUAUUAUUAGGGUACCCAUUAAAUAUUUACAUUGUCAUUUUGAAUAUUUAGAUGAAAAUUAAUAAAAAAAAUAUUUAGUGCCAAUCCCGAUAGAGCAACCCUUUGACUAAUCGUGUAUAAUGCGAACUUAUACCUACCUACUUUUAGCUUAUUAAGUAUUUAGGUGUAGUUAUGUGUACUGAUUGAAAUAUCUUAAUAUUAGCAUCUUA
Messenger RNA from Ostrinia nubilalis (European corn borer), 11177 nucleotides. RefSeq lists its product as uncharacterized. The transcript has 3 exons. Lineage: Eukaryota; Metazoa; Arthropoda; Insecta; Lepidoptera; Crambidae. Bases 1 to 10833 code for a protein of 3610 amino acids. The record is from RefSeq and is a predicted model, not a curated record.